Molecule: messenger RNA, 1911 nt
Organism: Cuscuta epithymum
Lineage: Eukaryota; Viridiplantae; Streptophyta; Magnoliopsida; Solanales; Convolvulaceae
Source: the annotation of a GenBank genome assembly
CCCUGAACUGUGGAGGAGUUUAUGUGAGACAGCAUCAUAAUUCUCCGAUUUCAUAGAGUCAGCAAGAUCCUUUCGGGUAAGCCCAGGAAUAUAGGAAGUGUGCCGUGAGUGGUAGCAGUUUUGUAAGGGCAUGGCUUAUGGCAGGGAGUGACCCGAUAGCUCUUGUUGAGUCGACUGUGAACGCAUGGUUACCUCUUAAAAAGAAUAGCUCUUCUUCAUCUUUGACCCUUCCUUAUUCCUUUCCUUGAACAUUGAUCACGCAUUUCUCUACUAUUGCGGCCAAGACGGUCGAAGAUAGCAAGGAUACUUUUCAAUGGUAGCAAAGCUAGCUCUUAGUAUCAUUGGCACUCUGUGAUGGGUAAAUUUCCAUAAAAAAGGGACAACUUUUCUACACUUCAAACGUACGUGCGCACUAAGAUAGGUAGAGAGACGAGAAGGAAUGAAAGGGCAUGAGCGAGGGCGCCGUUUUUCAGGCGUAGGUUUUGUAGUUUUUGUUCGGGCUCAACUGCCGCAAGGUGGAGCGUCACUGGGGCAGAACGAGAGAGAGAUCGUCGAUGGAAUUACAGGAGAGUCCGUGAUUUCGUUGCUGGGACAACAGAGCUUCCGACUGGGAAUGGCCGAUCUGGCUGUAACCGGCCGUUUUACGGUCAGGAGGUGAACCGCCGGAUAGAUGAUGGUUGGAGGAGAUGGAAUCCUCGCAGAGAUAUUGGAGCUUCCUCGAGAAGAUCGACAAGUGAAGAGCAAAGGCGAUUUGAUAUUCUUCAGGCAAUGGAAUGGACAAUCCCGAUUUCAAGCAACGAAGGGAAUCAGUGAGCUUCAGGCAACGGAGGUCAGGCCAUUUGUUCAAAUUGAAAGUAAAACCUUUUGCUUUGACUUGGUAAACUCCGAAUUACGCAUUAGCCAAAACAAAAACAAUCAAAGUUGUUGUAUUCUUUUGGGUAUUGAGGUAUUGAGGGGUUAACAUGGCUGUGUGACUCUCUUAGUCAAAUCCAAUCUGGGAAUUUGUGGACUUUCACAAGAUAUCAUGGUUCCAGUAAAAUUCAACUAUUUUAUGGGAGAAAUCAUUUUGGUGGAUACAUUACUUUGGUUGAGAUGGACAUUAAAGGAAGAAAUACUUUAGUCAUUCCUGAAGGACGGAAUGGAAAAGGGAUUUCUCUUUUUCUAUCAGGGAUUAAAAGAGCAACUGCUUCGUUAAAGGAAUCCGUUACCAAGCAACCAACAUUUGGGCAUGAUUCAUGGGAGGUGUUGGAUUCACAUAUCCAUGAGUUUGAUUUUCUUUUAAAUGGGGAUAAUAUUCACUCUUGGGAAUAUGAUUUUUCCAUUUCAAGUACUUUAUUUCAAGUUGAUAUAGAUCAUAUAACUUCUUUGGAUAGGGUGAUCAUAGGAGCUGAUGUGGAAGUCUUUGACGAGGCGAUUAUUAAUAAUUUUCGUGAUGAGGAGGGAGUUAUUGAUACUAUUCCUCUCCAGGUUUCUUUUCCAAAUCAGAAUAAGAUCAUUAUUUUUUCAGAGGGUGUUUCUCAAUCUAAAGAUAUUGAUAGUAUCCUUGAAACUACUUCUCUUCGAGUUUCUUAUUCACCUCACUCCAAACUAUUAGCGGGUGGAUUAGUUUCUCCUCAGACGGCAGUUUUGGAACUUAAUGCUUCGGGUGGUAACAAUCUUGAAGUUACACCUGUUCAACUGUCACUUUAUGAUCGUGAGCUACUUGACCGCGUUGCUGAUACUGAAUGGGACUCAGCCAGUUCUGGAUUGCUACCUCGACGCAGUGCCCGUCUCAAGGCUAAAAAAUUGGCUGAAACAUAGGGCCAUUUCUGCUUACUGGAUUAGCUUUUGGAUAUUUUGGGGGCUUCAUAUCUUUCGGGUAACUCAGUACAUCUCGACGGGGAGCUAAGCGUUUUACUUUAGGGAAUUGCA